UAUUGGACAGUGCGUAAUCUUUCCUCGUGCGUAGUUAUCGCUACUCAAAUACUGUGCGUACAUUGUCUGUGCACCGUACACACUACGCGUCCCACCUGCCAAAACGCGUCUCACCCAUGAACAUGGUCGACUCAAUGUGCAACUACUGAUCGUCGAGCACCACAGCGAGCACAAUGGAUCCUGAACGAGAAGAUACCGAUUUGCUUGCUCAGCACGACUACCAGGCAGCAUACAUCUUCGAUCCUGAGAAUGGGGAGACCCCAGGACGGCCAUCGAAGAAGCGGAGGGUGUCAAAGCAAACUAAAGUAGUCUCUUCAACAGCAGAAGACUCAACUCUGGGAUUUGUUCCUUUGCUCAAUGGUGCAGAGAGGCCCGAUUUCGUCAAAUUGAGGGCACAGCUGUACCGCGAGAGCUGGGGCAAAGUCGAAAGUCGGAUUCAGGAUGCGUUACGAGAGUCAAAUUCGGUGACUUUGGACCAGGUGGCUACCUUUGUGGGCGAAGCCAAGACAUCUGCAGACGACAAGAUCCCAUCAGCCUUUAUCAUCACAGGGUCAAACCUAGCUUCGCAGAAUCUUCUGUUCGAGCAACUGUCAGAAUCUUUACAGGCGGCCUCCAAGAGCAAAUUUGUCAGGUUACGAUCUUCCGAGGCGGUCAGCCUCAGAGCUAUGCUGAAGAAGAUCAUCCGCGAGGUCACUGAUGGCAAAAGCGACAGCGCUGGAGAAGAUUUACAGAUGAAUAGCGGUCAAGACAUCCGCCGGCAAUAUCUAGAUUACGAUCUCGAGGCACUACAUGCGUAUAUCAAGACUGAUCCUUGUGAACAUAUCUUCAUCGCGUUUGAGGACAGCGAAGGGUUCGAGAGCGGUCUUCUCUGUGACCUUAUCCCGCUAUUCAACGCAUGGCGUUCGCGCGUGCCCUUCACCCUGCUCUUUGGCGUCGCGACCUCAACCGAGUUGUUGCAGGCCCGUCUGCUCAAGUCGGUCUGUCAGCAGAUUUAUGGGGCGCAAUUCGACGCCGUGCAGUCGGGUAGCAUCCUGGAGAAUGUCUUCAAGAUUGCCGUGGCAGCAGCAGAUGUGCCAGUUCGAAUAGGCGGGCCACUUCUUCGCAGCAUGUUGGAGCGACAGCAGGAUCAGGUGGCGGGCAUCCAAUCCUUCGUGAGCUCCUUAAAGUAUGCAUACAUGUGUCAUUUCUACGCGAAUGCACUAAGCCCGAUACUCGCCGCCCCAGAUCACGGCGCUCCUGCGCUUCAGGCCGAGCAUGUCGAAGCCCUCCAGAAUAGCUCUUCCUUCCAAAUUGCACUGGAGAAGGUCAUUGCCGAGAGCGACGUGAGCAAUGUGAACGAUCUGAGCGCAUUCUUCAUGCAGCAGGCUGCAAACUUGGCUACGGACUGUGGCUCCCGGGCGGCGGCCCAGAGACAGACAUGGGUCAGCUGCGCGCUUCGGGGCCUAGAAGUUCUUCGAGCCGUGAGCACCACAAGCACCGACUUUUCCCAAUCGUACGUCGAAAUGAUGACAACUGGGAUAUCACCGGCGGACGAUACCAUGGCACAGUUUACAGACCGCGUAAGACGAAUGGACGCCGGAGCAUUGCUCUUGUUCAUCGGCAGGGUCAUUGAGAUAUACACGCACGGGGACGAAGAGCUCAAACUUGGGCCUUCGAGCGAGGCAGAGCACGCCGCGCUACUGACAAAGCUGACAGAAUUAACAACAGAACUGACACUUCUUCAAAAGGAGGCCGAAACAAAAGGCAUAUCGCUUCACAGCAAGUACAGUGGCCACAACACCACUGUCCGGACGACAGUCAUCAGACAGCGAGUUCAUCUGAGCAAGGACACGACGGCGCUGAGCGAGGAAGACAAACAAAUGACGCGCAUCGUCGACGACACGAUUGCCGCCAUCACGGCCAGCCUCGACGUGGUGCCACCGAAUGAGGUGUUCCUCGCUGAGAGCUGGCUCUACGAUUCGAAAGCGCCAUCGCGAGACGUCUUUGUGCCACGUCCCCGCGUCGUCUUUGAGCGCAGCCUCGCUCGACCUAGCGACUACCUGGCUUGUGAGUGCUGUACAGAGGGCCACGACGGUGUACAGCCGACUCUGCCGACAACGUCCAUCCUGUACCAAAUGUAUCUAGAGACGGGGAGUCUCAUCAACGUAGCUGAUCUGUGGACUGCUUUCCACGCCGCAGUGAGCAAAGAGGAGGAGGACGAGCGCAAGGUGCUCGUGCUGUUCUACCGGGCUCUGGCUGAGCUGAGAGCCCUCGGCUUUGUCAAAGGCAGCAAGAGGAAGGCGGACCAUGUGGCCAAACUGAAGUGGCUGUGAUUGCGAGACGAGGCCAUGUGCGUUCCCGUCGGCUGCCCAGCAGCGCCCCGUUGCAAUCGGGCAUCGAAGACGGCGAACAG
Molecule: messenger RNA, 2392 nt
Organism: Emericellopsis atlantica
Lineage: Eukaryota; Fungi; Ascomycota; Sordariomycetes; Hypocreales; Bionectriaceae
Product: origin recognition complex subunit 3 N-terminus-domain-containing protein
Exons: 7
Coding region: 174-2312 (712 amino acids)
Biological process (GO): DNA replication; DNA replication initiation
Cellular component (GO): nuclear pre-replicative complex; nuclear origin of replication recognition complex; DNA replication preinitiation complex
Molecular function (GO): DNA replication origin binding
Source: RefSeq, a predicted model, not a curated record